AUGUCUAUAAAGAAGUUCUUUGAUCACCGAUAUAAUGAGACAUAUGCAAGAAUCUCUAAUAAGAAACAAUCCCUGAGGGAUGACGAAAGUGCUGAGAAAAUUAAACUCAAGAAAGUAAAACAAGGUCCAACACCUCAAGAGAUUAAUGAUGAGAAGAACAUAGACCAGAAAUAACCUCAAAAAGUCAGCCACUAUGGAUCUUUCGAAGGUCAAAGGUGCAAAGAAUGUGAAAAACUUUACUAAAGAGCAAUCAUUAGAUAAAUUAAAUUCUUACACAUUCUAUGAUCCGAAGACAGAAUACAAAUUAAAGUUCAUCAAUGAAGAAUUUAUUCGGAACUCUCAAUUGCAUACAGAGACUAUCCGGAAAAUGGUGGUUCAGAAAAUCUACAGCGUAGUUAUGAAGAACCUCGAUAAACGCUUUGAAGUUACCGAUUUCAACAAGGAAAACCUUGAACUGUGGGGAAAGAUGUUCUUAAGGAUCAAACCCAUUAGGAAAAUUGAGAAAGAACUGACAGAUAAAGUUCAAAUGGUCCUCAUGAAAGAACUUAUACACAACAAGGAGCAACUUACUAAUUUUGUAGAAAUGCCAAGAGUUGAGAAGAAGAUGAGCGUAGUCCCUCCUCGAGAGAAGCAGAAACUCCCAUUUGAUGACCUUGGACUAAAGUUAAGCAAUACAAGUUCUAAAGAAUCAGAUGUCAAGCUUCCAAAGCCUGAAAAGGUAGAUCCAGCAGCUCUACAUUUCGAGAAUAUGAAAUCUGGAAUGGAAUACAUCGACAGAAUGAUCGACAAAAUGGAACAUGAUAGCGAGACUAUCAAGCUACACAUCGAUCAUGCCAAGAAAGAGAGAAGGGAGUUAGGAGGUAUGGAAUCCUACCCUCUCGAAAGAUUACAAAAUAUGCUCCAUGAAUGGGACAACCAAGAUAUGUGAACUAAGGAUGAAAUCAUGGAUUAUGCUCAUGAGCUAUGGGUCACAGUCGGCCAAUUUGAGAAAGAGCUCAAGAAAUCCACCAAAGGGCAUGAAUUAGAAUUAGAAAAAGUAAAAUAUACCUUAAGAAGCAGAAUUGAAUGGAUCAAAUACAAAUCUCAUCUACAUAUAUCUGCUCUUGAGGAAGCACUCAGAAUGACUAAGGAAAAGAAGAACACAGAAAUUGAGAAUAUGAAAAUGGCGCUUUCAGAGUAUGAAAGCAGGCUGCUUAAUCAACAGAUCAAUGAACCAGAGCUAUCUGAGAUUCUAAAUUUUGAUCCAAACAAGAUAAAUGAUUUAGAUCAGCUCAAAAGACUUGCUUUUAAACUCCAAAAUGCUGGGAAAUCUUUGAAGAAUGAAGCUAUGCAGAUUAAACAGAAAUUUUCUGGCCAGGAACAUAAAAUUAAUACUCUUAAAGAGUCAUUGGAUAACUUAACUGAGAAGUACAGUGAUAUGACUGAGGUCAAAGAUCUAUAUGAAAAGGUUAUCAGUCACAUAAUGGCUCCUCCCAUGAAAGUAGUAGAUAUAAUAGCUUUUGGAAAAUUCAAAUAAAGUUGCAAAUAAAUCUGAUCCAAAAGAGUUAUUAGAGUUCUUCCAAAAAUCGCAAAUUAAAGACAAUCUGCUUGGCAUUAGUGAGCAAUUUAUCAGUAUGGUUGAUAGUUUAAACGAUCUCAAGAAAGCUUUCGAAGACUUAAAAGUAGUUCCAAAGAAGAAGAUAAUAGUAGAUCCUACCUCACUAAGCGUGCGAAAAAUAGAGAUUACAGAUCGGACCCAGAAUAUCUUCUGUGAAUCCUUCAUCACAAACUCCCACUGUAAGCUGUUAAACAAGGGUGAAGCAGAAGAAGUUGACAAUGUACCUAAAGACAAAAAGAGACGAGGUAAACGUGGAAAGAAAGGUCGAGGGGACGGCUCCUUUGUUCGUAACGAAAUUGAAGAGAAAAAGCAAGAAAUAAAAGAGAUCUCCAAUGACAUCACCGAUAACAUGAAAUACCUCGUAGAGAGCAAGUAUUCUUUACAACUCAAGAAAUUGCGAAAGCAACGGGCAGCCACUCUUGAGGAAGACCAACAGGAAGAUUUAAUCAAAAAUUUGAAAAUAAAAAUGGAUGGUCCCAAGAACUCUAAGAAGAAAGUUACCGUUGAUGAUGUCCUUGAAAAGAUAAAUGAAAAAGUUACAAAGAAGGUUAAGAAGAAAUCCAAGAAGGUGCAGAAGAAGGUAUCUGCACAAGAGUUAAUCAAAGCUCAAGAGAAUAUCUUCAUGGGCGAGGACAUGAACGCCAAGAUUCCUUUCCAAGAUUGUAUAGAAGUUCAGUUUGGAGAAGAAGGAAAUAUUGAAUGUUUCAAAUUAAGAAAGAAUCUAACGAGGCUGGCUAUUGAAAAGAAUCAGGAGAACGCAAUCGAGAUGAUCAAGAACUUUGAAUACUCCAUUGAUCAGCUAAAUCAAGCUCUCUCUAUAAAGAAGAAGAAGGAGUUUAAAGCCAGUACAACUCAGACUUCAACCCAAAAGCCGGUCUUGCUUGGCUUUAUGAAGCAGCUGCUCUCUGAAUUUGAAAGUUAUGAUGGUGGUGAGAAAGAAAAGAAGGAAAUUGAGAAAGAACUCCAAAGUUAUGGUGAAGAAGACCUCCUAGCAACAGAAUGUACCAGAAUUACAGACUCUGAGGACCAUCUUAUGACAUUUAAGGAACUAUUAUUUACUUUGUUUGAGUAUGCAAAACAGAAAGCGAUUUCAAUUGCUUAUAGGAAGAAUUAUGAACAUGAGGAAAUUGAGUCUCCUCAAGAAUCCAGAAAUGAAGAAACAGAGCAUAUUAAAUUUUCAGAAAGAACUGGUAAAAAUACUAAAAGAGUAAUGUAUACUGAUCCUUCGGGUAGUCUUCACAGUGAAGAUCCUGACUUACCAGCAAGAUAUCAGGAAGAAGUGAAAGGUAAAGAGAAGAAGAAAGCUAAGAUUGUUGCACAGAUCCCAAUGAUGAAAUUAUACUCUGAAAGUCCUAAAACAUCCAGCAAAAGAGAGACUACUAUCAACAUCUUCACACUUCUUGACAAGCAUGAAGGGAUAAAUGAGACUGGGUUGAUCAGAAAUGUUGAGAAUAAGAGGAAAUAUGCAUUACCAUUGAUGAAUCAAAGUAAUAAGAACCCCAGAGCUUCUAAUCAAAACUCAAGACAGUAUGUGGAUCAAGGGAUUUCUAUAAAAUCUUCUCAGAGAAACGUUCCGAUAAUUUCAUCAAAUAUGCAUAAUGUUGGAUGACAGGCAGACCAAGAAACCAGGGAUGCCUUUACAUCGACAGUAGAUGUAGACCAGUCUGAACAACUUGCGAAUAUGAUCAAGGUUGAAGCCAAAAAGACCAUCCAAUUGCUCGAACUAUUUAUGAAAAUAAACGCGAAAGAGAAGAAUGAGGACUACAAGCAAGAGUUGAAUGAGAUUCAGAGGAAGACUGAUGAAGAGCUAAAUGAUGCCUAUGAUAAGUUUUACACAUAUGCAGAAGAGACCCUUGAGUCAGAGUCUAGUGUUAUCAAGAAUAACGACAAUGCGCACGAUGAGGACUUAUUCAAAGGAAUGGAGGAUGACUAUGCCGGCACUCAAACUACAUUUGUUACCGCUAAUGGCUUUAAAGAUCGAAGAGCACCAUUUUCGAAGUAUGUUGAAAAUGCUAUGAGAAGAAACCAAUUGAACCUAUCAGCUGAAAUCCAGCCAAUCAAUUUCUCCCAAGAAAGAGUCAGUACAAGGAAAAAUUUGAAUAAUAGUGCUGAGAAUGAAGAUUUAGAAAUCAUUAAAAAGCCUAAUAGAUCACUUAAUAGAACUAAAUUGAGCAUCAAGCCAAACUUCUUCCAGAGUACAAAUCCAGGAAAGUUCUUUAGAGUCAAACUCAAGCCAUUGCAGGGUAUUAAAGAUCAGAAGAAUAAAGGAUAUAUUAAAGACCUUGCUCAAAAGAGUAAUGAGAAGGAUCAAUUCCCAUCAAAAGUAAAGAAAAAUAUUCCUGGAAGAAACCCUGAACAUUUCUACGAGUACCAGUUUGGCUUUGGACAAGGUGAUUCCAAAGAUAGCACCCAGUUAGCAUCCUUAAGCUACGAAAAGAACAGAGAUAUACCUGAAAAUAUUAGAAAUCAGGGAAAGACUGAAGAGGUAUCUAAAAUGAAUUCUCUGACUAGGAAUACUAUUGGGCCUGCAAAGGCUGAAACUACUAAGGUAAGCUAUACGUUUUACCCAUUGAACUCUAUUGAGACUACCUAAGAUCUUUGAUCACAACAUACUGAAAAAGGUUAACAAAAAUGGCAUAAUCUAUUCGCAUUCGAUCAUGAACGAUAGAAGAAAGAUGUUCAUAGAGACAGAUGAUGAGCAAGUAAAUUAUGAAGACAUCAGUAAAAACUCAAUAACCCCACUUCACAGACGUGAGACUCAAAAACCCACAGAUAAGGGAUUUCUUUAGACCCUUAAAUUCACUUAUUUCUUCCUAAAAAUCCAGUAUUCCAAAACCUGCUCCAGAAG
This is a messenger RNA of Moneuplotes crassus, 4445 nucleotides long. The record is from the annotation of a GenBank genome assembly. NCBI's taxonomy places the organism in Eukaryota, Ciliophora, Spirotrichea, Euplotida, Euplotidae.